Messenger RNA from Lotus japonicus, 1495 nucleotides. Its product is annotated as polyubiquitin. The record is from RefSeq and is a predicted model, not a curated record. Bases 160 to 1305 code for a protein of 381 amino acids. Gene Ontology annotation, biological process: protein ubiquitination; modification-dependent protein catabolic process. Gene Ontology annotation, cellular component: cytoplasm; nucleus. NCBI's taxonomy places the organism in Eukaryota, Viridiplantae, Streptophyta, Magnoliopsida, Fabales, Fabaceae. Gene Ontology annotation, molecular function: ubiquitin protein ligase binding; protein tag activity. The transcript is spliced from 2 exons.
ACGCAACUAGUGACGCGUCAUAAGGACACGUGUCACAAUUUGACUGGUUAAUAAUUUCACCGCUUUUGCUAUAAAUUACCUCCAAUCCCCUUAGCUUCUUCACAAUUCAGUUCCCAACCCUAACAAUUCUUGUUCAUAUCGCUUCUCUCUACUUUCAAGAUGCAGAUCUUCGUGAAGACCCUCACCGGAAAGACCAUCACUCUCGAGGUCGAGAGCUCCGACACCAUCGACAACGUUAAGGCAAAGAUCCAGGAUAAGGAGGGGAUUCCCCCGGACCAGCAGAGGUUGAUCUUCGCCGGAAAGCAGCUUGAGGAUGGUCGUACCCUCGCCGACUACAACAUCCAGAAGGAGUCAACCCUCCACCUUGUCCUCCGUCUCAGGGGAGGCAUGCAGAUCUUCGUGAAGACCCUCACUGGCAAGACCAUCACCCUCGAGGUCGAAAGCUCUGACACUAUUGACAACGUCAAGGCUAAGAUCCAGGACAAGGAGGGAAUUCCCCCGGAUCAGCAGAGGUUGAUCUUCGCCGGCAAGCAGCUCGAGGAUGGUCGCACCUUGGCCGACUACAACAUCCAGAAGGAGUCUACCCUCCACCUUGUCCUCCGUCUCCGUGGUGGUAUGCAGAUCUUCGUCAAGACCUUGACUGGCAAGACCAUCACCCUUGAGGUUGAGAGCUCUGACACCAUCGACAACGUCAAGGCUAAGAUCCAAGACAAGGAGGGAAUCCCCCCGGACCAGCAGAGGUUGAUCUUUGCCGGCAAGCAGCUCGAGGAUGGUCGCACCCUUGCUGACUACAACAUCCAGAAGGAAUCUACCCUUCACCUUGUCCUUCGUCUGAGGGGAGGUAUGCAGAUUUUCGUGAAGACUUUGACUGGUAAGACCAUCACUCUUGAGGUGGAGAGCUCUGACACCAUUGACAACGUGAAGGCUAAGAUCCAGGAUAAGGAGGGUAUUCCCCCGGAUCAGCAGAGGUUGAUUUUUGCUGGUAAGCAGCUCGAGGAUGGAAGGACUCUUGCGGAUUACAACAUCCAGAAGGAGUCCACCCUUCAUCUUGUGCUGCGUCUCAGGGGAGGUAUGCAGAUCUUUGUGAAGACCUUGACUGGUAAGACCAUUACCCUGGAGGUGGAGAGCUCCGAUACCAUUGACAACGUGAAGGCAAAAAUUCAAGACAAGGAAGGUAUCCCACCGGACCAGCAGAGGUUGAUCUUUGCAGGGAAGCAGUUGGAGGAUGGAAGGACCCUUGCUGACUACAACAUUCAGAAGGAGUCCACCCUUCACCUUGUGCUCCGUCUUCGUGGUGGAUUCUAAGUUGGAAGGAUUGUCUGUGUGUGCUGUUGUUUCAACUUUUUAAAAAUUGUGAACUGUGUGUAAUUGGGUCUCUGUUGACCCUUUUGAACAAUUAUGGUUUAUUUGGGCCUUUUAUGGCCCCUCUUGAACAAGUAGUAUCGUUUGUUGUGGCCUCUUCUGGCCUGUGAAUAAAUUCAGCACUUUCUGGUUA